Drechmeria coniospora is the source of this 201-nucleotide messenger RNA. RefSeq lists its product as uncharacterized. Lineage: Eukaryota; Fungi; Ascomycota; Sordariomycetes; Hypocreales; Ophiocordycipitaceae. Bases 1 to 201 code for a protein of 66 amino acids. The transcript has a single exon. The record is from RefSeq and is a predicted model, not a curated record.
AUGGACACCUCAACAAUCGACCCCCAGCAGGAGCGGACCGGGGAUAAGUCGGGCAUACCACGGGCCCGUAUUAAACGCAAACCGAUUCCGGUCGGGGACCCGUACGACGGUAAUAAGGGCACCUUUGCAGCCUGGAAGUUCUGCAUAGACCGCAAGCUCCAAGUGGAUAAGGACUUCAUCGGGUCCGCCCAGGACCAAUAG